UGUUUUGUAUUUGGAAGCGAGUAUUUAUUUUAUUCARUMGAAGCGGAAASGURAAAAAAUUCUUUUUUAUUUAUAUGUUAGCUGACUAAAUGUGCGCAAGCGAUUUCCAAAGUCAAAGACUGUGAUCCUUUGUGAUAUUUAGCAUGUCCAUUCAAACGGGUCUGGCGUUCAUAUUCACAAUAUUAGCUUCCGUUAGUAUUGUAGCUGCUAUUAUUUUGUUGGGCUGGUUUUUGAUUUGGAAGGCGUUUCUAUCCAAAUUUCGUCUGGUGCGUGAGCUGUUGGGACAAGAGGAGCUGGAGGAACCGCAGCUGGUUGGUGGAGAGCAAAAUCAAAACGUUCGAGCACGUAAAGCGCGACGUGACUAAGCCUAUCUACACACAAG
Drosophila arizonae is the source of this 382-nucleotide messenger RNA. RefSeq lists its product as uncharacterized. Lineage: Eukaryota; Metazoa; Arthropoda; Insecta; Diptera; Drosophilidae. The record is from RefSeq and is a predicted model, not a curated record.